AAUAAUAAUAAGAAUAAUAAUAACAUUAUUAGCACAUCCUCCACGGGAGUGAAGGACGAUGCGAGUGAUAUUGAAAUGAAACGGAUGUGUGAACUGCAGCGGCUGCUGCGACUGGAACGAUAUAUGCGAUUGGCGGCGGAGCGGCGAAUGAUGGAAGAAAGUGAAAAAGGCACGCGGGCCGCUAUCAUUAUUGAAGCAAACUACGGUGCACGUCUACUGCACUCCAUAUUUCUAGAAGCUAUCGAAUCACUUUCAACAACAACAACAAAUAAUGAUAAUAAUAAUAAUAAUAAUACAUGGGAUAGGGUUAGAGAUACGACGGAUGUUCACAAUCGUGUUUCUCCGCGGCGACGACCGCCACAACUGUUGGCCCCGGCCCGAGAUGUCGACGAGACCACAACUUCUGUGGAAACAACAACACCGACGGCGAGUUACGAGAAUUUGUUGGAGGAGAACACCGCCCUGCGGGAGGAGUUGGAGCGGUGUAAAUCCAUCGAGACCGCAGAUCGACUGGAGAUGAAUGAACUCUACAGGAAUAUGCGAACAUUGAUUGAGCAGCUCACGCGUGAGAGAAAUGCCCUGCAGGCGGAACUCACAUACUGGAAAACACAACGUGUGGAUCUCGCGCGUAAUAUAGACAGUGGAGGGAGAAUCAUCCCAUUACAAUCACCUUUACAAUCAUCAUUACAACAACAACCAUGGCAUUAUGUGCAUCUUGUAGAGGCAACACCAUCAAACACAGAGGAAUUGCCUGAAUCCGCAUACCGUAGACGGGUGCUGCCAAUCUCCUAA
Messenger RNA from Trypanosoma theileri, 792 nucleotides. RefSeq lists its product as uncharacterized. The annotation marks the transcript as partial. The transcript has a single exon. NCBI's taxonomy places the organism in Eukaryota, Euglenozoa, Kinetoplastea, Trypanosomatida, Trypanosomatidae. The record is from RefSeq and is a predicted model, not a curated record.